GGCGCAGGCCGGGGGACGGGGGAGGGGGUGGGGCUGGAGCGGCGCAGCGCCGCACCCUCGCGCCGCGUCCCGGGCGGUGUCUCAGUGCAGCCAUGUCUGGCGGCGCGAGGCGGCGGGGCGGGCUCGGUCGGCGGCGCCCUCUGUGAGGCGGCGGCGGACGAGCGGCGGCGGCGGGCAUUCAUGUCGGCGGCCAGGGAUUAGCGCGGCGGACACCGAGCCGAGGGAGGGGGCGGCCGACCCGUCGCCCCUUUCCCGCGGGGUCUCCGGCGGGAGAGAGCCGUACCCGGCUGACGGGGGCGGGGGGACAUGGCUGACCGGAGCGCGCCGAGCUGCCACCUGCGGCUGGAGUGGGUCUACGGUUACCGGGGUCACCAGUGCCGCAACAACCUCUACUACACGGCGGCCAAGGAGAUCGUCUACUUCGUUGCUGGGGUCGGCGUGGUCUACAGCCCCCGGGAGCACCGGCAGAAAUUCUACCUGGGGCACCAGGACGACAUCAUCAGCCUUGCUUUGCAUCCUGAACGUGUGUUGGUGGCAACAGGUCAAGUUGGAAAAGAACCAUACAUCUGCGUGUGGGACUCGUACACUGUGCAAACUGUAUCUGUUCUGAAAGAUGUUCACACGCAUGGUAUAGCUUGCUUGGCUUUUGAUUUAGAUGGUCAGCGUUUGGUCUCAGUUGGUUUGGAUUCGAAAAACACAGUUUGCGUAUGGGACUGGAGAAAAGGAAAAUUGUUAUCAAUGGCUCCUGGUCAUACUGACAGAAUAUUUGAUAUUUCUUGGGAUUUGUACCAGCCAAACAAGCUCGUCAGCUGUGGCGUAAAACACAUCAAGUUCUGGAGCUUGUGUGGCAAUUCAUUGACACCAAAACGUGGUGUUUUUGGCAAAACUGGUGAUCUCCAAACUAUAUUGUGCCUAGCCUGUGCAAGGGAUGAAGUGACAUAUUCUGGUGCACUGAAUGGAGAUAUAUAUGUAUGGAAAGGAAUCAACCUUGUACGGACAAUACAGGGAGCGCAUGCUGCAGGAAUUUUCAGCAUGAAUGCAUGUGAAGAGGGAUUUGCCACUGGUGGCAGGGAUGGCUGUGUUCGCUUGUGGGACUUAAAUUUUAAACCAAUUACUGUGAUUGAUCUCAGGGAAACAGACCAGGGAUAUAAAGGUCUGUCUGUAAGAAGUGUUUGCUGGAGAGGAGACCAUAUACUCGUCGGGACACAAGAUAGUGAAAUUUUUGAAAUUGUAGUGCAUGAGCGUAAUAAGCCUUUCCUGAUAAUGCAGGGGCACUGUGAAGGAGAGCUGUGGGCUUUGGCUGUCCAUCCUACAAAACCACUAGCAAUGACUGGAAGUGAUGAUCGAUCAGUCAGAAUUUGGAGUUUAAUAGACCAUGCUCUGAUUGCCCGGUGCAAUAUGGAGGAACCCAUUCGUUGUGCUGCGGUUAGUACUGAUGGAAUUCAUCUUGCUCUUGGAAUGAAGGAUGGCUCUUUCACUGUGCUUCGAGUCAGAGAUAUGACUGAGGUUGUUCAUAUCAAAGACAGGAAAGAAGCUAUUCAUGAACUGAAAUAUUCACCAGAUGGGAAUUUCCUAGCUGUUGGUUCCAAUGACAGCUCUGUGGAUAUAUAUGGUGUUGUUCAGCGAUACAAGAAAGUUGGGGAAUGUAUCGGAUCAUUAAGUUUCAUCACCCAUAUGGAUUGGUCUUCAGACAGUAAAUACUUACAGACCAAUGAUGGCAAUGGGAAAAGACUUUUUUACAGGAUGCCAAGUGGAAAAGAAGUAACAAACAAGGAGGAAUUAAAAGGCGUUCAGUGGGCAUCAUGGACCUGUGUUUCUGGCCUUGAAGUCAAUGGAAUCUGGCCCAAAUAUUCAGAUGUAAAUGAUAUAAAUUCUGUGGAUGCAAAUUUUAUUGGGCAAGUUAUGGUUACAGCUGAUGAUUAUGGAAUAGUAAAGCUCUUUCGAUACCCGUGUCUAAGGAAAGGGGCCAAGUUUAAAAAAUACCUUGGUCAUUCUGCUCACGUGACAAAUGUCAGAUGGUCGCACGAUCACCAGUGGGUUGUUUCCAUUGGGGGAGCUGAUCAUUCUGUCUUUCAGUGGAAGUUUGUUCCUGACCGGAAGUUGAAGGAUUCACUUCAUAUAGCACCCCAAGAGAGUCUGGUUGAUUCUAAUAGCGAUGAAUCAGAUUCAGAUCAGUCUGAUGUUCCAGAGCUGGACUCUGAAAUUGAACAAGAGACACAGAUCACCUAUCGUCGACAGGUUUACAAAGAAGAUCUACCUCAACUUAAAGAGCAAUGCAAAGAAAAAAGAAGAAGUGCAGCUUCUAAGCGACGAGAGCGAGCUCCAGGGAACAGUAUAAGAUUACAUUUUGUUCACGGUUACAGAGGUUACGACUGCCGAAGCAAUUUAUUUUACACUCAGACGGGUGAAAUUGUAUACCAUGUUGCAGCGGUGGGAGUGGUGUACAAUCGACAGCAGAACACACAGCACUUUUAUCUAGGUCAUGAUGAUGACAUUCUUUGCCUUGCUAUUCAUCCCUUAAAGGACUAUGUGGCAACAGGCCAGGUUGGUCGAGAUUCCUCAGUACACAUUUGGGAUACAGAAACAGUAAAACCACUCUCAGUAUUAAAGGGCUAUCACCAGUACGGUGUUUGUGCUGUUGAUUUUUCAGCGGAUGGGAAACGAUUAGCUUCUGUUGGAAUAGAUGACAAUCACACUAUUGUACUCUGGGAUUGGAAGAAAGGAGAAAAGCUUUCAGCAGUAAGGGGAAGCAAAGAUAAGAUUUUUGUUGUUAAGAUUAAUCCUUAUAUGCCCGAUAAAUUGGUUACAGUUGGAAUUAAACACAUGAAAUUCUGGCGUAGAGCAGGUGGAGGACUAAUUGGGAGAAAGGGCUGCAUAGGUGCACUGGGAAGAACCGAUACAAUGAUGUGUGCAGUGUAUGGCUGGACUGAAGAGAUGGCGUUCUCUGGAACUUCCACAGGGGAUGUGUGUAUUUGGAGAGAUGUGUUUCUCAUAAAAACUGUCAAAGCACAUGAUGGUCCUGUGUUCAGCAUGCACGCAUUGGAAAAAGGAUUUGUCACUGGAGGAAAGGACGGGGUAGUAGCUCUCUGGGAUGAUACCUUUGAACGCUGUCUCAAAACCUAUGCCAUCAAAAGGGCUGCUUUGGCCCCUGGGUCUAAAGGUCUCCUCUUAGAAGAUAAUCCUUCUAUACGUGCCAUAUCUUUAGGACAUGGUCAUAUUUUAGUGGGCACGAAGAAUGGUGAAAUAUUGGAGGUGGAUAAAAGUGGACCAAUAACUCUGCUGGUUCAGGGUCACAUGGAGGGCGAAGUUUGGGGUCUAGCUACUCACCCUCAUUUACCUAUUUGUGCCACUGUAAGUGAUGACAAAACCUUAAGAAUAUGGGAUUUAUCUCCUAGCCAUUGUAUGUUAGCUGUUCGCAAAUUGAAGAAGGGAGGUAGAUGUUGCUGCUUUUCUCCUGAUGGAAAAGCAUUAGCCGUCGGUCUCAACGAUGGAAGUUUUUUGAUAGUUAAUGCAGAUACUCUGGAGGAUCUAGUCUCUUUCCAGCACAGGAAAGAUGUUAUUUCGGAGAUCCGAUUUUCUCCUGGGGCUGGAAAGUACCUAGCUGUGGCAUCCUGCGACAACUUUGUAGAUAUUUACAAUGUGAUGAGCAGUAAACGAGUAGGAAUCUGCAAGGGAGCCUCCAGCUAUAUCACACACAUGGACUGGGACAUAAGAGGGAAGCUCUUGCAAGUCAACACUGGUGCUAAAGAGCAGUUGUUUUUUGAAGCUCCUCGUGGGAAAAAACAAACAAUUCCUAGCUUGGAGGUAGAAAAGAUUGGCUGGGCAUCAUGGACAAGUGUUUUGGGCUCUUGCUGUGAAGGAAUCUGGCCAAUAAUUGGUGAAGUCACAGAUGUAACUGCUUCAUGCCUCACUAGUGAUAGUAAAGUAUUAGCCACAGGAGAUGAUUUUGGAUUUGUGAAACUGUUUCGAUACCCUGCUAAGGGAAAGUUCGGAAAAUUUAAGAGGUAUGUUGCUCACAGUACCCAUGUAACAAAUGUCCGUUGGACCUAUGACGACAGUUUGUUGGUCACUGUUGGAGGAGCGGACACCUCUUUAAUGCUGUGGACUUACGAGAUGGAAGGACAUCGGGAUAGCAGGCAGUGUGACAGUGAAGAGUCUGAUCUAGAUUCUGAAGAAGAUGGAGGUUAUGACAGUGAUGUGACAAGGGAAAAUGAAAUUAAUUACACCAUCAAAGCCUUAUCAACAAACAUUAGACCAAUGUUUGGAAUUAAGCCUCAUCUGCAACAAAAGGAGCCAACCUUAGAUGAAAGGCAGGGGGUAGUGAGACCACCAGUUAGUAGGGCAUUGCCACAGCCUGAGAAACUUCAGACAAAUAAUGUUGGGAAAAAAAAGAGACCUAUAGAGGACCUAAUUUUGGAGCUGGUAUUUGGGUAUCGAGGCAAGGACUGCAGAAACAAUGUGCACUAUUUGAAUGAUGGUGCUGAUGUAAUAUAUCAUACCGCGUCUAUUGGGAUCUUGUAUAAUGUGGCAACAGGCUCUCAGUCUUUUUACCAGGAACACAAUGAUGAUAUUUUGUGCCUCACUGUAAAUCAGCACCCCAAGUUUACCAACAUAGUGGCAACUGGGCAAGUAGGAGACUCAGCAGAUAUGUCAGCUACAGCUCCUUCUAUUCAUGUGUGGGAUGCAAUGAACAAGCAGACACUGUCGGUACUGCGGUGCUACCAUUCAAAGGGCGUUUGCUCAGUCAGUUUCAGUGCCACUGGCAAACUGCUGCUGUCCAUAGGGCUGGAUCCUGAGCAUACCAUUACCAUUUGGAAGUGGCAGGAAGGUGCCAAAGUUGCUAGCCGAGCUGGUCAUAACCAGCGUAUAUUUGUAGCAGAGUUCAGACCAGAUUCAGAUACCCAGUUUGUUUCUGUGGGAGUUAAACACGUGAGGUUCUGGACACUGGCUGGAAGAGCUCUUCUCAGUAAAAAAGGGCUGCUGAGCUCCAUAGAAGAUGCCCGAAUGCAAACGAUGCUAUCGGUAGCUUUUGGAGCGAAUAACUUGACAUUUACAGGUACUAUCAGUGGAGAUGUUUGUGUUUGGAAAGAUCACGUGUUGAUACGAAUUGUGGCCAAAGCUCACAAUGGACCUGUUUUUACAAUGUAUACCACGUUGAGGGAUGGUUUGAUCGUUACAGGAGGCAAAGAAAGGCCAUCAAAGGAGGGAGGAGCAGUUAAGCUAUGGGAUCAAGAGCUGAAACGAUGUCGUGCCUUUAGACUAGAGACAGGACAAAUGACAGACUGUGUUCGCUCUGUUUGUAGAGGCAAGGGGAAAAUUCUCGUUGGGACAAGAAAUGCCGAAAUAAUUGAAGUUGGAGAGAAAAAUGCUGCAUGUAACAUUCUAAUUAAUGGUCAUAUGGAUGGACCAAUCUGGGGCCUCGCAACGCAUCCUUCCAGAGAUUUUUUCCUUUCUGCUGCGGAAGAUGGCACAGUAAGACUCUGGGAUAUUGCUGAAAGGAAGAUGCUGAACAAAGUCAGCUUAGGACAUGCAGCUCGUACUGUUUGCUACAGCCCAGAAGGUGAUAUGGUAGCUAUUGGCAUGAAAAAUGGAGAAUUUAUUAUUUUGCUUGUGACAUCUCUAAAAAUUUGGGGGAAAAAAAGGGACAGAAGAUCAGCUAUUCAAGAUAUCAGGUUUAGCCCAGAUUCCCGUUACUUAGCAGUUGGUUCCAGUGAGAAUGCAGUGGAUUUUUAUGAUCUGACUUUGGGUCCCACACUAAAUCGAGUCAGCUAUUGCAAAGACAUCCCAAGUUUUGUGAUCCAGAUGGACUUCUCUGCAGAUAGCUCUUAUCUCCAGGUCUCUACUGGGUCUUACAAAAGGCAAGUCUAUGAAGUGCCUUCAGGAAAACAGCUUGUGGACCAGGCUGUGAUUGACAGAAUAACGUGGGCUACUUGGACAAGUGUUCUAGGGGACGAAGUAAUUGGAAUUUGGUCCAGGCAUGCUGAAAAAGCUGAUGUAAACUGUGCCUGUGUUUCUCACUCGGGAAUCAAUCUUGUAACAGGCGAUGAUUUUGGCAUGGUCAAGCUGUUUGACUUCCCAUGUCCUGAAAAAUUCGCAAAACACAAACGAUUUUUAGGUCACUCGGCCCACUUGACUAAUAUUCGAUUUACAAGUGGAGAUAGAUACGUGGUCAGUGCUGGAGGGGAUGACUGCAGCUUAUUUGUUUGGAAAUGUGUGCAUAUGCCUCAUUGAAAGAGACGUGGAGACUUGCAAUGAGGACACUGCAUGAAGUACCAGGCAUGAGAUACCCAGGAUUGCAAUGUGACAUUCUACUGUGCCCUGCAUGUGUUAGAAAUGGUGCUGAUCCAAGACACAGAGCAAUCUGUGUCUCAGACAAGUAUCUGGUGUCUGUCAGGAGGAUGGACUGUAACAAAUAUGCUGAGGCCGUUAGAUUUGCUGCAGUAUUGGAUAAUCUGGGUUUGUAUUUCACUCACUGCCAGAUGUUGAAAUGAAAUACGUGGACGAAGUGAAAAAAUGAAUUGUUAAUCAAUGUACAGUUUCACAGUAAGAUCCUGGGGUGUCAAUCAAGAGAUGUUAUUUCUGACCUAGUGCUGUACAUUGAUCUAUUUUCAGCAUGAAUAUUUCUCCUUUAAAUUUUGGGGUCUGAGUAUCAUUGAAAAAAAAGAGUAUUCCAUAUUUUAUUACCAAAAGAAACCAUAUAUUAUCUCUUAAAUAUAUAGUAUUUUAAUAAAUGUUUAAUUAUUAUAAUGGAAAUGAUAUUUCUAUGACUGGUCAAAAGGAAGCAUCAUCUGGUGAAGCAGAAAAUAAGGGAGCUGAUUCCUUAGGACUUAAAUAUUUCUGCAUUUAGAGGCCUGGGUCACAGUCAUGUCUGGUGAAAGCCGUUGGAUAUGCAUGAUCUUCAUGGCUAAUUUAGUGUUUUUGUUGCACUUAAACAUUAAAUUAGUUCUGUGAGCAAAAAUAGAUUUGCUCACUUUGCGAGUGCCUUGCCCACAACCUAGAAGUCUAACUCCAAUUUUUGCCUUGUGAAUAAAAGUAUUCUCAGUGGAAGAGAGAUUAUUGCUGUGUUACUGGACUGGGCUUUUAGCCUCUGUGCUGGAAAAGUGGACUAGGGUGAAAAUUUUAUAGACUUCAUAACUGAUAAAGCUUGGGAUGUCAGCAGUUGCAAAAAUAGAAUUUCAUAGCAAUAUGAAUUGAUUUUAUUUUCUCAGCAUCAUAGGGGGGACUCAGAGAGAAUAUUAACUUUCCAAACAUUAUAUUUUGUACAUUUGAACUUUUUAACAGAGUUAGGAUUAGCUGGGAGAGGUCUCUACUCAGAUUUCUCUCCUGAUUGUAAAAAAGUGUCCAAUCAUAGCUUCUUUCAAUGGACCUGCUGUCACCUCUAGCAUAAGUGCAUUUAUUCUGUCUUGCAACAUAACUGAGACACUAAGUUGAAAAAGAACAUUUCAGUCAUAAUGAAAACCUGAACAAAGCUAUGUUUUGGGUACAAGUGAGGAAGAUUCAUCAGCUGUUUAUCUAAAUCAUGUCAUAGAGAUGCAUUAUGGGCUGAACCUGGUUUUUAAUCAGUGCAGUUAAUUUUCAUGCAACAUGAAGGGAACAGAAGUAACUAAUUAUCAGCACUACUCUCAUAAUGACAUUCUGCUGUGCACGUAAAGCUCUUUUUCUCUGUAAGCCAGCACUGCUUUAACAGUAGCAUUUGUUUAGGUCAGUCAGUAGGCUUUGAUAUUAUUCACCUCUUGCAUUCUCUUAUGCCAGAUAAAAGUAAAAAAGAAAUAAACCUCCUCUCUUCUUGUAAGCAUCUUGUGUGCAUGGUGGUUAUAGAAGGAAUGGGGAGGGCUUGCAUGUAGAGGAGAAGGGGGAGAAGAGUUAAUGAGCCAGACUUCCUGUGCUCUCUUAGGUCCAAAAAUGCUUGUUAUGUGCUAUACAAAGGUAGUUACCCAGUGGUCUUAGAAAAUGUAUUUCAUGUAUACAAGCUAUAACCAAUAUUUAUUUUAAAGAAGUUGAUGAACUAAACUAUUACCUGGUUUCUCGGCAUGAUGGUUCUUAGCAAAGUUUUGCCAGUCAUGCAGCUGCUGCUCUACAGCAGCAAAAACUCUGUGGAUUUGGUCAUGAGUGUACAGGGAGAUCUUGCUGGUAAUGUUCUUUUACUUUAGGGGAAUUGCACAUGAGAACUGAGAUUAGACCUGAUCUGGCUCAUAACCUUGUUGCCUGCCUGCCUGUUUUAUAUGAAAAUUAGUACCUGGCAUGUAAAUCUUCUGUGUGCCAGAGAAAUCAGUUGCAGUAUGCUAUAGCUGUGAUUCUGUCCCUUAUUAAACACAUCUGUGCAGGACUUUUUGACUUGAAGUAAGAUUUGUCCUGUCUCUGUUUUAAAGUUGCCUUUCAUUCGGUCAGGUUGGAUGGCUGUUCAGAGCUCCCUCAGAGUCUGUCCUAUUCAGACUGCCAGAUCAAAGUCCAAAUUUUUCUGCCUCUUUGAGUUUUCCCAUCAAAAUCCUAGUCUUAGUGUCUCCCAGCCUCAUGAUCUUCUGCACUCCUUCGCCCAAUGGAAUGGGUAUGUGGACUAUCAAUAGGUUUGUUCCUCGGAUCCCCAUCACUGGUCAUGUCUUCCUUUCCUCCCUCCCUCCAUCCCCUUCAUUAAUGCUGUGCAUCUCCACUGGUCAUUUGUCCAUUGGUGCUUUUGCCCUGAGGAAUCUCAAAUGCCACUCCAGUGGUGGGGUUCCAGCGAGAAGCUGACAGGCAAAUUGCAGCAAGGCUGCCCUCAGCGGUGCAAGGCUGAUAGCUGCGGUGUGAAAGGCUGAACCUCCAGAUUGCCCUGCUUCUUCACUCUCUUCCAAACCUCACCACUAGUCUAGGGGACUGGGAUGGGAGCUGGAAGUGGAGGAGCUCUUUAAUCACAGAACUAACUACCAGUCUCAUUCCUCCUGUUGCAGCCAGUUUAGGCAGCUAGUAUUUUUCCUGGGAAACUGCUCAGCGGUUUGCCAGGUAAAAUGGUGUCAGCCAGCUGGGAGCAGUCAUGAAUGUUGAAGAGUAAGUACACAGCCUCAGCUGCAGCUUUCUUCCUGAGGACAAUUUGGAGCAUAUUUUGUAGGACAAGCUGUGAUCCUCUGCUGAAGAGAACAGCUGGCUGUAACCAUGGCUAAAGAUGGCAGCUUCGCGGUUUUUUUGGAUCUUUUUUUUCUGUGAUGGCAUUUCUUACUGUGUCUCAUUUGCUGUUUACAUGAAAUGCUCCUGUAGUAACUUGCUAAUGGUUUCCAUCCGUGCUUGAAGCAUGUGUAUAUGUGAACAGACUGCCUGUUGCGGUAGGCAGCGGGACCUCAUGGCUGGUCGUGCAGCAGGAAAGUCAGAGGAUGACAUAACAGCAUAGGACAGGUCAGGGAAGAAGCUGGAAUGUGGGGGGACUAGUGACAGCCUUUCAUUGGGAAGCAUCAGAGAGAGGAAACGUGGGCAGGAGGGCGCUGUCUGAAGCUGGAGAAAACCUUUUCUCUGAUUAUACAGGACCAAGAAAGGGGAGGCAUAAGUUCUUUGUAUAAUUUGCUCACUCAUAGCGGAUGAUUUUGUGCUCUAGCUUAAUUGUCUUUCUAACUCUUUCUGGCUGCAUCUUUGGGAUUUGUAAGGCAAAAGUAGUUUUUGUAAUGAAAAAAAUAAACUAUAGAACUGGUUCAAUAAAAGCAAAAUGACAUUUCCCUUCAAAAAAUAAAUGUGCCCUUGAAAGCUAUUUCAGUGUGCUUAGAAAAAAAGAGCAUGAGAGAAGGAAAAUCCAGCUCCUAGGAGCAAAUAAAAAUUAAAAAUAAACACAUUUAGAACUGAAAAUUGCCAUAGUGCAGGAACUGAGGAUCACAGUUGAGACUAGGACAGAGAGAACAAAUUAGCCAAAUGUAUUGAAUCAUUUAGACUUGAAAUCUUUAAUUUUUUUUUUAUUCUUGAGGAGGUCAUUGUAUGAGACUUUGAUUUUCAUAGGGAAGGCAAAAGAUCUUGUAAAACUAAAGAUAAAGCAUUUCCGAAAAUAAAGGCUACUUUAUCACUUGUUUUUUACAGUUGAAGGAAAGUACUCAUUCAGAAUAACUUCUGACUUUGCUCGAGAUCAGGGUUUCAGUACUAGCAAGAUUCAUUUCAGAAUAACUCUGAACUUCAUACAAGUCAGUUUAAUGCUGACCUGGAAUUGUACCAUCAGAAAACAGACAUGUUGCAGACAAGGUAUCUCCUGGAUCUGGAAACUAGAUCAAAAUAAAGAAUCUCAAUACCAGGACUUUGAUAGUGUUCAGGGGUGGCUUAGUUUAAAACCGUGACCCACUUUUCCCAGCUGCUGCCUAAAGCCAGCUACUUGGCUUGCAAGUUUGCCAGGGUAAACAGUGCCCUUCUUUCCAUAAGCCCUGAGCAUCUGCCUGUGCAGCACCUCCCCUGCUUUCUGGAUUGCCCCCAGCAGUGCUCAAGUCUCCACGUGCACGUGGAUUUCACUCCAGACAUAUGCACUGGAAUCCCUUACAGGACUUACUGUACAUGGUGUAGUAGUGUGGCAGGCUGAGGAUCUGGGUUUCACGUACAGUUCUUACAUAGGCAAGGUGACGUUUCCGUUUCAUUAUCAGUGUCACAGAUGUGACACUGGAUGGGUGUCACAGGUGGGGCACUGGUGGGUGGGGAGUUGUAUCACUUUCUGGCAACCAUCUUGUUGCAAAUGGAAAUGUUCAGUGGCUGGUGAGAGGGGCUUUAAGGACUGAGAGCAGCAGCGUGCUCAAGGAGAGGCUGCAGGCAACUUCAUUUGCUCUGGUUUUGGGAAGAUGCAGCUGCUCCCAUUCAUUGCUCUUUCCUCUCCCAAACCUGUGGACAACUUUUUAGUGCUGGAGCACAGCAGCUAACACAGAUUAACCACAGUUGUAGUGUCUGAACGUUGGUAACAAAGAAGAUACUGUAAAUACAACAACGCUAUGUAGUACUGAGAGCUCAGGUAGAAGAGUGUAGGGAUGUAUUUUAAAACGCUACUCAUUUUCCCCACGUAAACCAAACAUGGAUUGUUUUAAUAGGCCUCUUCCGAUUGAUUCAUAUUUUAGUUUCCUGUGCCACUGGGCCUAAAUGCGCUCUUUAAAGAGAAAAUAUUAAAUCAAAGGAAUACUAUAGUUUAGAAAACGCUUCAUAACCAACCUGCAUCCAUUACUGCCUCCUUCAUUUCUUUCCUAUUGAAACGUUAUUCACCAGCUCUUGGUUCUGUUCCCAGAUGUGCGCAACAUUUGAGAUGACAGACAUUAAAGCUACGGCCUGUAUUUGUUCCGUUUAACUCCCGGUGUGAUGGAGAGACGGGUAUCUGCAGAGAACAAUUCAAAUCAUACCUGAGCUGAAUUUUCUGUUGGUAAUUCCUUGCCGUAGGCCUCCAAAUACAGGUAGAGCAAGUCAGGGAAGGUGAAUGUAAUGCAGGCCUAGGAAUACAUACGAGUAGAAAUGAAUUAGUAAAGUUCUUUAUUUUAUCCCAUCAUAAAUGAUAACAAAAUAAGGAAAUAAUUUACUUAAGAUGAACUUUAUGUAAAAACAACCAAACUCGUCACAGGUGCUGCUUAGACAACUGAACUGGACUUUUACCUGUAGCAACUCUUCAUACGAAACAUAAAGUCUGUGCACAAGUAGCUGAACUGACGCUUCUCCACCUGCUAGAGGACAGCUGAGUUCGGGGCAUGAGGGGCAGUACGUUCCUGUCGCUUGCUGUGUUCGGAUUUCUCUUCCGAAAGUCAAAAUACGGGUUUCUUGAGUUUCUGUUGCUUGUUGUGGGGCAACUUCAGCACCCUACAAAGUGGUUUUGCCCUUACUCAUACGUAUCUGGCUUGGUUUGGGCACUGGUGUUGUGUGAGAGCUUAUUUAAAAAACAAACCGCACAAACCAAAACCAGGAAAUCCCAAACUUAUUUUUUUAAGAUACCCCCAAAAUUAAGAUGUUUGUUCCAGUGAUGUAAAGAUGUGUCUGAUUUACACUGUUCUACAUUUUUAAAAGAAAGCCAGCUGUACCUGCUUAACUGCUAGGUGGCCCCAACAUAACAGGUGCUUUAAACUAGAGGAUGAAGGUCAUUCGUGCUUUACCACUUUCCUGUAAGAUGAAUUCUUCUUUCCCAGGGGGCGAAUGCUGCUAUCGCGUCACUGUCCAUGUGACAGGGUGACUGCAGCUGAUGGAAAGCUUGUGCCGCCUUCGGCUGGUCUCGGGGGGCUGAGGCGCAGACAAGUGCUUACGGAAAAAAAACCAGAUUAUUGGAACAAGUAUUGCAUUGGUGGGUUGUGAGAAAGGGAGGUGGUAGGGGUAUUUAGUUCCAGUCCUCUGGAGGAUUAUAGGCCUUCUGGGGGGUGGGAGAAGCUUUUCAUAUAAUAUCUGCCAAUUACUCAUUCAUUAGCUUUUGCUGGUAUUCUUUUCUCCUUUUUUUCCUCUUCUUUUCUUGUCCCACAGGAAGAGCUGCUCUUCCACUCCCAACCCCUAAAUAUUUUUCCAAAUGCAGUGGCUGUGAGAGGUCAGCCACCUUUAACCACAGCUUUACUCUUCCUACAGUGACUUGCAAUACAAGGCCAGUACAGAGCAUUAUGUUGCUGAAAAUUAAUUUCCUGAUAACUUAGUUGCAAAUUCUUGGGGGUGGGGGGUGGGGGGAAGUGGUGGAUCUUGCCAUGCCCAGCAGGUAAAAAGUAGGGUAUUUGUUCUUCCCAAGAAGCAAAGUGGUUACAUACCUUUUUCCAGCACCUAACUUAAAAUCUGACUAGGCUCUGCUCAGCCGUGGAACUGUGCAUGUUCCGCAACUGUGUGAUUUUUUUUCAAACAGCCAUCGCAGCCAGGGCACGCACUGCACUCCGUGGGAGUUAAAUACAUACGCUUUCUGAAGAAAUGCCAAGCAUGAGCACAGGCACAAAUUGCAUGGGUAAAAAUGGUUUCUGUACUUUUGUGAAACGUUGGUGCUGUUGGGUAGUACUUCCCACAUUUCUGGUCUAUUUUUCCUUUACAUGCUACUACUUGGCAUUGUGUUGUGGUUUUAGGUGCAAAAUAGCCUCGCUUUUAUUUUUUUUUUAAAGCAGUAUCUGGUAAUUAUAAGCUUCAUUUAUGCUUUUUAGUUCAGUUAUGGGUAUACAGCAUAUUAUAUUAAGUAAUGAAAAAGCUGCAUUACUAAUUUGUGAAAAAGUUAAUGCAUUUUUCGCGUAAAAUUUCACAUAAGAGUACACUCAACACCACAAUAACUUCAAAUGAUAGAACAAUCUGAGUAAACGCAUUAGAGCUAUUCCCUUUAAAAAACAGUACGCGUCUAGCUUUGUGGCUCAGUUUAUUCACCUUUUUUUAGUGGAGAAAAAUCAGCAGCUUGCCUUAUGCUAAACAAUGUACAGUAGGUUCAUAAAACAUGAAAGCUGUUGACAUUCAGCAAUGGAGGUGCUACUGGCUUCCUGCUGCCCUUCCAAACUGUAUCUCCUCAUCCUCCAUGGAAAAGGAAAAGAGCCGCAUGGCGGCAGCCGUUUCGCAAAGACAGCUGAUGAGGGCGUGGGAAAAUGCUACAGAGAAAUAACGUAAUUUGCAGUCUCUCAUCUGGAAGCCCAUUUCAGCCUUGCACCGUCCAACGCCAGAGCCCAUCCGCGCCUCCUCCCCGCCCGCCAGGUCAUCUUAGGAAAAUAUUUUACUGUAGUUCUUUAAGCUUAAAAUCCAGUUGUCUGUUCAGAUUGUGGUGUUUCAUUAUGGCGUGUGUCAGAUAAUCCCUCUUGCUUUAACAGGAAGAAAAAAAAAAAAAGAAAAAAAAAAGGUAUUUUAAACUAGUGCGAAGGUGUGGUCAUGUAUUACUGUAAUAAGGAUCAUGGUUUUCGGUGUAUUCCAUUUUGGCUUCCACCAUGAACAUCUAAACCCUUUAACAAUGUUGUAUGUUUAUUUAAAGUAUAUAUAUAUAAUAUAUAUAAUGUCAGAAUUUUGCAUUAAGAUUUUUUUAAAUUUGAAUAUGAACUUUGAGUACUUUAUUUAAAAAAAAAAGUUUAAAAAAUACUUUCCUGGAGUGUUAAGUUGCAGAGUUCAAGACUAUAUUUGUCAAAUUUAAGUUUAAAAUAUGUAGCUACCAUUGUUUUCUGAUACUGAAUGUAAAUAUCUGUAAAAAGAAAACAUUUUGUAUAUUUUUGUGACAAUGUAGUUCCCCAAAAGAUAUUUAAUAAAAAACUGCAUUUA
Molecule: messenger RNA, 14145 nt
Organism: Phalacrocorax carbo (great cormorant)
Lineage: Eukaryota; Metazoa; Chordata; Aves; Suliformes; Phalacrocoracidae
Source: RefSeq, a predicted model, not a curated record